UAAAAAUUUAAUCUCACCCUCCCUUGCCUUUCCUCUCUCUUCGUCACCAUGUUAUCUUUACAGGGCCAAUCCGAAAUCCUUUAAAAAUACGGGUCGAAUCUUCGGAAAGAUCCAAAUUCCGGAAUCCAAUAAUCUAACUAUUCAAGCUUGAAAAUUUCCGGCGUUGGAUCCUAGGGUUUCUGUCUCUUUGUAAUGGCGCAAGCGACGGGGAGGGAAAGAGUGGUAGGGAACUAUAUAGUAGGCCGGCAAAUCGGUUCGGGUUCGUUCUCGGUUGUUUGGCAUGCGAGGCACCGAGUUCAUGGAACCGAAGUGGCGAUAAAGGAGAUCGCAAUGGGUCGACUCAAUAAGAAGUUGCAGGAUAGUUUGAUGUCGGAGAUCUUUAUUUUGAGGAGAAUUAAUCAUCCUAAUAUUAUUCGCAUGCAUGAUAUUAUAGAGGUUCCUGGAAAGAUACAUCUUGUAUUGGAGUACUGCAAGGGGGGCGAUCUUUCUAUGUAUAUUACACGCCAUGGAAGUGUCUCUGAGGCAACUGCAAAGCAUUUCAUGCAGCAGCUAGCGGCUGGCCUACAAGUUCUCCGUGACAAUAAUCUUAUACAUCGGGAUCUAAAGCCUCAGAAUCUUCUAUUAUCAAGAAAUGAUAGCAAUGCAGUUUUAAAGAUUGCUGACUUUGGAUUUGCAAGAUCUCUGCAACCUAGGGGGCUUGCUGAAACAUUGUGUGGUUCACCGCUAUACAUGGCUCCAGAGAUAAUGCAGCUGCAGAAGUAUGAUGCAAAGGCAGAUCUCUGGAGUGUCGGUGCUAUUUUAUUUCAGCUCGUUACUGGGAAAACUCCAUUCACUGGAAACAAUCAAAUACAGUUACUCCAGAACAUUGUGAAAUCAACCGAAUUGCAUUUUCCUGUGGAGAACAAUUAUUUGACUGCUGAUUGCAAAGAUUUAUGUCGAAAAUUGCUUCGACGUAAUCCAGUGGAACGUUUAACAUUUGAAGAGUUCUUUAACCACCCAUUUCUUUCUCAGGGCCAACCAGAUGAGUCAUUGAGGAGUCAGAGAUUUUCAAGAACAGUGGCUGGUUAUCCUCUGUCUGAAAGCAAUCCUGUAAGGAAUACUGAGGACAGCUUUCAGGAGGACUGUCUCCCUUUCUUUCUGGAUGAUGAUUCUAGUGGUCCUGAAGGGAGCCCUUCCUCUGCAAUGAAGAGGUCCUCAAUGAAAUUUGCUUAUGGAUUUUCUCCUGAUGCAAAAGAUGCUAGUGAAGUAACAUCUAAUCCUUUGAAUAAAGUGGGUUUUACUUCCAAAUACAGUGGUACAAGACAUAAACCAGAAAAUACUAGUUUUAGGCUUGAAAGUCGCAAGGUUCCAGGUGAAACUCUGCAUGAACCUCAGAAAUCCAUGGAUCAAAGAUAUGUGAAUACUGGUUCAAGAGGUACCAGCAAUCUUAUUGGUGACUCACUGGAGUUGAUCGACCAAGAUUAUGUUCUUGUGUCUGGACCUCCCAUGGAUGUGUCAUGUUCUUCAGCUAGCACUUCCAAGCCAAACAAUAUCCCAUACAAAUCAGAGAGUCCACCUUUAAUCCCCUUUACAAAUAACAGCACAUCAACUGCCCCUGUGCCUAUUGUUGAUGCCACCAACAUUAACAUCUGUACUGUAGGAAGCUUGGAAAGUCAGAGCUCUGCCCCUGGGACUUCUCAAGGAUCAAUGGAUAUGGGAGAUGUUCUGGAACAGCCAUCAUCUCAUUGCAUGACGAGGAUAAAGUCAUUACAGCAGUGUGCAUCUGCUAUUACUGAAUUAGUGCAUGAAAAUAUUGAGGCAGGUAGACAACUUGAAGCAUUCUCAAUCCAGCUUGUGAUUCUUGCGAUUUGGAAGCAAGCAUUGCAUAUUUGCCAUGCACAGGCUGCAUCAGCAAUGGAAGGAAGUCCAAGCCAAGAAACGAGCAGAUUGAGGAGUGGCAGCAAGAAGCAUGGAACAUCUGAUACAGAAGAAUGUCAGGAUAUUUUCAGCCCUGAAGGGCCAGAGGAUAUAUCCGUAGAGAUAGAGAGGGAAUUUCUCCAGGAAGUUGAACAUGCUGAGGAACUUGCCAAGGUUAUUGAGCCUGGAAGAACAGAGAUGCCUGAUGCAAUGGAGACAAUAUUUCAAGCUGCCCUUGCUUUGGGAAGGCAUGGAGGGGUUGAUGAGCUUAUGGGUAAAAUGGAAAGGGCAGCUUUGUUGUAUUCAAAGGCAGUGCGAUUAUUAGUAUUUCUUCUAGUCGAAGCACCGUCCCUCAUUCUCAAUCCUCCAUUUUCUCUCACAAACUCAGAUCGGUAUAGACUUCAAACUUACAUUGAUGUUCUUAGAAACAGGCAAGGUUAUUCAAGAUCCCAGAGGAUGGCUCUUCUCAAGUGCAAGGAACAGCCAUAGAGUCAGUCAAACAUUUUUUAACCCGUCCUCCUGAUGACGUACCCUGUUUUAUUGUGUAAAAAUAUUUAUUUGUACAGUUAUUCUUUUGAGUAACAGGGGACUGGGGGUGUUAACCGGGGUCAAACGUACCCCGUUUGGAUGUUGUAAUAUUCUCAUUUCUGCUAUGAAAGAAUGAUAAAUGGUUAGAUGUGCUA
Molecule: messenger RNA, 2579 nt
Organism: Theobroma cacao (cacao)
Lineage: Eukaryota; Viridiplantae; Streptophyta; Magnoliopsida; Malvales; Malvaceae
Source: RefSeq, a predicted model, not a curated record